Molecule: messenger RNA, 4703 nt
Organism: Anguilla rostrata (American eel)
Lineage: Eukaryota; Metazoa; Chordata; Actinopteri; Anguilliformes; Anguillidae
Gene: trak1a
Product: trafficking protein, kinesin binding 1a
Exons: 16
Coding region: 230-3103 (957 amino acids)
Biological process (GO): neurogenesis; anterograde axonal transport of mitochondrion; vesicle transport along microtubule
Cellular component (GO): dendrite; cytoplasmic vesicle; mitochondrion
Molecular function (GO): GABA receptor binding; myosin binding
Source: RefSeq, a predicted model, not a curated record
CACUGGCGGCCCGGCGGCCUGGCGGUAAUGAGUCUAUGUAUAGUUAGGAAGCUGCCGCCCAUGUGACUGCCUGCGCUGGUAUGCGCAGUUGGCAGGCGGCGCGGCCGUGGUCUCAGUCGCGUUCCCCCCGUCGUUCUCGCGCUCUCGCUCGCUCUCUCUGCCCUUUCCUGGUGCGUUGUGGGAAAUGUAACUGCCGGCGACUGGAGGCAGAGCCCUGGGCAGCGGCACCAUGAAUGUGUGCAACAGUACUGAUCUCCCAGAGGUGGAAAUCAUCAGUCUUCUGGAGGAGCAGCUGCCCCACUACAAGCUGAGAGCGGACACCAUUUACGGGUAUGACCACGACGACUGGCUGCACACGCCGCUCAUCUCGCCCGACGCCAACAUCGACCUCACCACCGAGCAGAUCGAGGAGACCCUGAAGUACUUCCUUCUAUGUGCUGAAAGAGUGGGCCAGAUGACUAAGACUUACAAUGACAUAGAUGCUGUGACACGUCUGCUGGAAGAAAAAGAGCGGGACUUGGAGCUGGCUGCCCGAAUUGGCCAAUCGCUGCUGAAGAAAAACAAAACCCUGUGUGAGAGAAAUGAGUUCCUGGAGGAGCAGGUGGAGCACAUUCGGGAAGAGGUGUCUCAGCUGCGGCAUGAGCUGUCUAUGAAGGAUGAGCUGCUUCAGUUCUAUACCAGUGCAGCUGAGGAGAGUGAAGGGGAGUCUACCACCUCCACCCCGAUCCCGCGUAAUGAGUCCACGUCCUCCCUACCGAGUUAUUUUCCCCUGGACUCUCUGCAGAAGAAACUCAAAGACUUGGAGGAGGAGAAUACUGUCCUCAGAUCCGAGGCCUGUCAUCUGGAGACAGAGACCAUCUCAUAUGAAGAGAAGGAGCAACAGUUGGUGAACGACUGUGUCAAAGAACUCCGAGAUGCCAACCUGCAGAUCUCGUCCAUCGCCGAAGAGCUGGCGAAAAAGACGGAGGAUGCUUCCCGCCAGCAGGAGGAGAUCACGCACCUGCUGUCCCAGAUCGUGGACCUGCAGAAGAAGUCCAAAUCUUAUGCAGUGGAAAACGAGGAGCUCACUCAGCACCUGGGAGCUGCUAAAGAUGCACAGCGGCAACUCACAGCAGAGCUGAGGGAGCUGGAGGAGAAGUAUGCUGAGUGCAUGGAGAUGCUCCACGAAGCGCAGGAGGAGCUGAAGAACCUUCGCAAUAAAACACUGCCACUGAGCACGCCCAGACGCUUCCACUCGCUCGGCCUCUUCCCCAUGGACUCGUUAGCUGCAGAAAUCGAGGGUACAAUGAGGAAGGAGCUGCAGAUGGAUGACCCAGAAGUGGAAGAACAGAAAAUGCAACACAGGCGAGUUUUCGAGGCAGUGAAGAACAUCAACCAGACGGUCAGGCAGCGAUCCCUCGGCCCCUCCCCCAUGAACAUCCCGGGAUCCAAUCAGUCGUCCUUGCUCAACUCCGCCCGCUCCAGCUGCAUCAGCACACCCCGCUCCAGCAUGUACGGCAGUGACGUCGUCAAUGACAACCGUGCCAACAGCAUCAUUCUGGAGAAUGAGUCUCCAGAGGGAAGUGUGGACGACUCCAACAAGAAGCCGGGCACGCCGGGGACGCCGGGCUCGCAGGACCUGGAGACGGCGCUGCGGCGGCUCUCGCUGCGGCGGGAGAACUACCUGAGCGAGCGGCGCUUCUUCGAGGAGGACCGCGAGCGCAAGCUGCGCGACCUGGCCGAGCACGGCGGGCUGUACAGCGGGAGCCUCACCCCCACCGAGAGCAUCAUGUCCCUGGGCACCCACCUGUCGGGCCUCUCCAGCCUGUCGGGCAUCUCGCUGCACAGCCGCUCCUACCUGCCCGAGAAGCUGCAGAUCGUCAAGCCGCUGGAAGGCUCGGCCACUCUGCACCACUGGCAGCAGCUGGCGCAGCCAAACCUGGGGGGGAUCCUGGACUCGCGGCCGGGCGUGGUCACCAAAGGCUUCCGGCCUCUGGAGCUGGACCUGGAGGAGGUCUACCAGUUCACCGACUUUGAGGAGGAUGAGUCAGGUGACCUUUCGUUCCCGAGCCUUUCUACCUCAGCCCCCGCCCCCCCACGGUGCCGCAGCCGCGCCUCCUCUCCCUCCUCUUCCUCCAGCUGCGUCAACAACAACAACAACCCCCCCGAAGCGUCCAAGAGCGCCCCCCCGCCCGACGCCCUGGAGCCGCAGGAGCCGCGCCUCGGCGCAGAGGAGCUGUCCGUGCAUUACCCCGGUAAAUGUAUGUCUCACACCAGCUCUACCUACACCUUCACCACCUGCCGUAUCCUUCACCCGUCGGAUGAGCUGACUCGGGUCACACCCAGCCUUGCCUCCGGCCCAACGGCGUCCUGCGUCAUGUCCAGCAGUCUCAAGUCCACCCCAGUGUCCACGCCCCGCCGCCUCAGCCUGGCCGAGUCCUUCACCAACCUGCGCGACUCCACGAAGACCAUGAGCACCUCCCUGGGGCUGGUGCGCCUCCUGCAGGAGCGGGGGAUCUCUGCGGCCGUCUACAACCCGCAGAGCUGGGACCGGGCCGACGCCCCCGACGCUUCCCCUGCCGCCCCCGCGGUCCCCCGGGGGCCCGACACCCUGCCCUCCACCCCGCCCAACUCGCCCACCGGCCAGUCCCAGGCCACGCCCUCCCCCGCGGCCUCCGCCCCCUUCCAGUUCGGCAGCUCCUCCUCCCCCUACGACAACUUCCUGGCCUCGCGGCCGGCCAGCUCCAUCCUGCGGGAGGUGCGGGAGGAGGCCCGGGGCCAGGCGGACUGCGAGAGCCAGACCGACGUCAGUGUUCACAACCUCCGGCUGGUGGACAAGCUCAAGCGCUUCGGCGUGGCACAGACAGAGGAGGCGGGGCCCGGGGCCGUGGGCCACGCCCCUUUGCUGGGGCCGCUCAGCGGACUGCGCCGGCCCCGCCCUCUCUUCGGACACCCUGCGGUGACCAGCACCAUCGGAGGGCUCCCCGCCCUGAAUGCCGGAAUUCGCCGGAACCGCAGCUACCCAGCCAUGGUGGGGGCCAGUAUGGUAAUGAAGGGCCCUGGGCCCCCGAGUUCUGACACGCCCCUGCAACCCAAGCUCCCCAAACAGACUAGCCUCAAAUGAGGGGUACGUGUGGCCCUUCUGUGUCGGCUCCUAACUCUGUACACGUCCGCUGCUUCAGUGAUGAAUCAGCUCUGUGCCUCAAAGACAUUCUUUUGGUAUAACCCCCUCCCCCCUCCCUCCUCCCACACACACUAAACCCUUCUGCACACAGUAUGUACUGUUCAGCACCCUUAUGCAUUCUGAGGUCUUUCUGGUCUUGCUGUAAAUUGUCCAGAGAUGGAUUCCUGCUGACUAUCCUCCUCUCUGGGGGUCUCCGUUGUACGCCCUGUGUAAAGCACUUUUAUUCCCAGGCUCAGCCGUGUGGAGAAGCAGUCUGCGUCUGGCCCAUUUCUGUAGUGUAGCUCCUCCCUUCUCCCCCUGCCCCUCCGUGUGGCCAUUUCCACUUUGAGCACACGACACAGUGCACUCAGUGUGAGUCAGUGUGAGCACCUUACUGAAUCUCACACUGUGAACUCAGCCCCUGAGGAUUAGUGUGAUGUGUAUUAUGUCCAGUUUGCACAUAUCGGUCCCAUUGAAAAAGUGUUGGGAAUUGCAUAUCAGCUCCUGCCUAUCCUGUUAUGAUGUCACUCACCCAAAGUAACGUCUACAUAAUGAGUGGAAGCGGCCACAUUGGAGUGAAGGGGGUGGAGACGGGACGUUUGCAGUGAAUGAACGAAUGUGGUUUGAACUUGAAAACACAAGCCUAUCUAUUUUUGUGACAGACCAACGUAAAUUUAUGUGUGUAUAUUAUGUUUUAAUGAAAGGCUCAUAAAGAUAUCAAAGACUUGAAUCAUAUUAACUGUUAAGAAUCAAAAAAGGAUAUUUCCAUCCAAGUAUAUUAUACUUGUGAUGGUGACUGUAGAGGCCAUCAGAUAGCCUGUGUGAAAAAUGAAAAUGCAAGUUGCCAAAAGUGUUUGAUGACUGAAUCAUUAGCUUUAAAACCAUUGUGAAUGGUGAAUAUAAUAGCAGGACUGAAGUGAUGUCAUAGUGCCUGAUAGAUUAUUUAAUUCUUAUUGGACUGACUUCUGUGCAGUACAUCAAUCCCAGAAUGCAGUGCACCUUGCAUUGCUUGUUAGUUGUGCUAUGAGGUGACCUUCAAAAUAUUUUAACAUUGGUCUAAAAAAAUCAAAACAUUUCACCUUACAUUUAUGUUUGAAGUAAACAAAUGUAAGCAUAGCGGUGUUUGAAAGUAUGUUUCUAUACUUUCGAUAACAAUAGUGUAAAGACUAUUUAUUCUUUAUUUACUUAAAUGUUUUAGUACAAACAAAAGAGAUUUGUGAGCUGAUGUUGUGUGUGCACUUAUCGUCUGUAACUUGAAUAUCUUUUGAAUGUAUUUGAUAACAGCAGAUAUGUCCAUACAUGUACAUUGAAUUACGUGAUGAGUUUUAUUGCAUCGCACCACAAAGGGAAGUCUGCUACUUUACAUUGAAAAUGAGAAGUAUGCAAUGAAAUGUGUCAUGUUAACUUUUUAUAAAAAAAUAACAAAAAUAUGAAAAGAGUAAAAAAAGUUACAAUCUUUAAAAAAAAGUCAAAAACACUGGUUCCAAGUGUUGAGUUGUACUUUCAGGAAUUUCAGAUGCUGUUCUCAGAAAAUAAAAUAUCAAUAAAACAAUUGAUAUGA